AUGGAGCAUCAAGAGCAACAACAGGAAGCGCAACAACCGCAGCCACAACAAAACAAUGAGGCUAGCGUCACUACCACCAUGCCCGAAAGACCGGCUCAGGAGCCCGCCACUGCUCCGGUUGAGCAACAACCCAUUCAGGACAAUGGUACAGCACAGCUUCAUCAACUGCCAGUGGAUAGCAGCAACAACAACAACAUGAUGCCCCUGCCAGAUCAACAGCAGACCGACCCCAAUGGAUUGGGCAUGGGACUUGGAAUGGGUCAAUUUGAUCCAAAUGGCUUCAUCCUACCCCCGCAAGACUUGAAUUUUGCCGCAGGCGCCAAUGGCAUGGCUUUCGCCGACCCGACACUCAUGAUGAUGGCAGCUGGUCAGCAGAUGGGUCUGGCCAACAUGCCGCCUCCGGACAUGAAUGGUCAUGGCAAUGAAAACGGCAUUACUGCUGAUGAGAUUGCGCUCUAUGAUCGGCAAAUCCGUCUCUGGGGCAUGAAAGCGCAACAGAAAAUUCGAAGCGCCAAUAUUCUCCUCAUCACGUUAAAGGCCCUCGCCAGCGAGAUUGCCAAGAACCUAGUACUAGCAGGUAUCGGUUCUCUUACCAUUGUCGACGAUGAUGUUGUGAGCGAAUCUGAUCUGGGCGCCGGCUUCUGUCUUUCGCAAGAGCAUCUGGGACAGAACAGAGCCCAGGCCGCGGGUGAGAAUCUGAGAAAGCUCAACCCUCGCGUCAAUGUGUUUGCAGAUCCCAAUGGCAUCAUGACCAAGGGCGCAUCGUACUUUUCCGCAUUCGACAUUGUCAUUGCCACUGACCUGAAUCCAACAACCUUGGCCUUCAUAAAUACGGCCACGCGCCUCUACAAUCGCCAAUUCUACGCAGCAGCCUCUCAUGGCUUCUACGGUUACAUCUUUUGCGACUUGAUUGAGCACGACUAUGUGUUACAGCGCGACAAGAGCAAUGUGGACACCAAGGUGGGCGAGGAGACCCGGACCCGCAGCGUCAUUGACGUCAAGACGAAGCAAGAGGGCGAAAAGAAGAUUGAGGUAGUCACAAAGCGCGAGCUAUACUCGACCUGGGAUCUUGCUUCAGAAACAAGUCUGCUUCCCAAAGACUACAGAAACUCGAAGCGACGACUUAAAACUGUCACUCCCGCCCUGUCAUGUUUCCGAGCCCUGUGGAGAUUCCAGGCCGACCAGAACCGCAAUCCUGGCCCGAAUCGAUCAGAUCUUGAGACUUUUACCAAGAACGCCACCGCUAAUCACCAGUUGUUGGGCCUACCUACCGAGACACUAAAGUCCGAGUUCUUGCGAAGCUUCCUGCAGAACAUUGGCAGUGAGAUUGCGCCAGUCACGGCCAUUCUCGGUGGGCAACUCGCCCAAGAUGUUAUUAACGUUCUUGGCGCCAACCAGCCUCCGAUCCAAAACAUGGUUAUCUUCGAUGGCAACAAGAUGCAAGCGGACAUGUACCCACUUCAUCCUGAACCUGCAGGCGGCAUGCGCUUGGGGCGUGCUCAACUGGACAUGUCCAUGCCACCCUUGCCCGCUGUCGACUUUGGCUCGAUACCUCAGCAGACCCAGAUGAGCAUGGCAACUGGUGAACAACAAUUUCCCAAUCCUGCAAUGUAG
Molecule: messenger RNA, 1614 nt
Organism: Pestalotiopsis fici W106-1
Lineage: Eukaryota; Fungi; Ascomycota; Sordariomycetes; Amphisphaeriales; Sporocadaceae
Exons: 2
Coding region: 1-1614 (537 amino acids)
Biological process (GO): protein sumoylation
Cellular component (GO): cytoplasm; SUMO activating enzyme complex
Molecular function (GO): SUMO activating enzyme activity
Source: RefSeq, a predicted model, not a curated record